AUUUUACUGUGCUUCAGUGGUUGACAAUCGAACAAGAUUAGAAUUUCAUGGUGAACGUCGCAUUUGGGAUGGACACUUCAUCAAGAAAACAAUAAAAGGAAACUCAGCUCUUUAUGUCUUUAUAGAAGAGGAGCAUCAACAGGAAGUUUUUGAACCUGAUUCUGGAGGAUCAGAGGUGGUGGAAGAUUUUGGAUAUGAGUCUUCUUUUAGAGAGCACCUGGGAGUGAAACGUUCAUUUGACCGGAUUGCAACAAUAGCAGAGUUGACAGGCAGUGUAAACCCAGUGACAAUGUCACUAUCAUCAAUGAAUAGUCCUGGUCAACCAAUCCAUGAAAAGCCACCUGAUGUUAUUUCUACACAUGAUGGUCCACCUGGAAACAAUACAAGUUAUUCAAAUUUGGUACCAGGGCAAGCUGAAAAAGGUUCUGAGAAAAGUGAUAUCGAGUUAUCAAAUGAAAGACCACUUAUGAGUGUGCAGCAAGAAACUCCGGCACCAAGUAAUACUAUACUUUUUCUGCAACAGCCUCUGGGAGGAAUCCCAAUUUUUAUGAUUCCUACUCCUGCUGGAGGGAUUACUGUUGCUCCUGCAGCACUAGGUGGAAACAAUGCCUUGAACACAGUACCUACUCAACAAAGUGUACAGAUGCCACUUUUGCCUGCCUCUAACAGUCCAGGGUUGCAAUCAGCACCACAAACCUCAACACUUACCCCUCAGCUCCAGAGCUUACAUAUUUCAAGUGCAUCUCAGCCAUCACAGAACAUUGUUACUACAGAGGCAUCCAUUCUGGGAAGUUCUGAGGCCUUCACAACUCUGGACACCUCUGAAUUAUCUCAGCUGGUCUCUCUGACAGGGCCAGAAGGUGACAGAUCUGAUUCAGUAGGGGAACAGCAGGAAACAGAAAAAUUCAAAUCUCCAGAUCAGGAACAGCCUAAUGUUGAGAAAACUGAUUCAUCCCAAGUUGCAGAGAAAGAAUCAGCAGGUGCAAUUGCUGUGUCUGGAGACCAAGGAAGUAGCGGACCUUUCACUUUACAAACUUCUGAAUCUGAGCCAUUAGAUGCCCUAGAUUCAGGAUUUGAAACAUUUGGAAAACCUGAAGAUAACAGUGUUCAGGACGCACAUUCAACUACAGCUGGUGCAGCUACGAGAGGGGACGUUUUUGCUAAAAAUGUGAUGUUGUUGAAGAAAGAAGAUUUGGUUCAAGGGAAUGGUAAAAUACUCAUGCCAACCACUAUUGAGAUGGCAAGAAUGAGAAAGACUGGACAGUACAAAAGACAGGUCCAAUUUUCCAAAAGCAUGUCAGAGGAGGCAGUGAGGAAAACAAUUCAAGAAGUAUUUCCUAUCUUACAUGGAAGGUUUUCUUGUGCAUCAAUCAGUAACCAGGAUAGUACUCUUCAAUUUCAUGGGUCACCUCGUGUAUGGGAUGGAAGGACAAUAAGAAGAAUCCUAAAAGGAAAUUCAGCCCUUUACGUAGUUAUGGAGGAGAUCCGGGCAGAGAGUGGUCUCUCACUUCUUAGUAUAGUCGCUGCUGCACAAAAGGCGCAAGAAAAUGUCAAGAAUACUUCAGGAUUCUCUCUCAGUGGGGGUCCUAUUGAGCAGGAACAAGGAGAUGUCGAGAUGGCCUUAGGUAUUUCAGAUACCCACCCAGAACAAGGUCCCUCUGCGCCACUGACGUUAGAAGAUUUAGGAUUCGAAGGAUCUGAAAAAUCUGAAGUAAGAAUCAUCCCAGAUGAAGGGCCUCUUGAGGGUGGAGGUCCAUUUAUCCUGGUUUUUGAGAAUGAUCUCCCACCUGAUGUAGAGUCUGGCCGAGCUUACUUUGGAGACAAGGUUGUUGACUUGACAAGAAUUAAUGGAUUUAACUUGACGGGUAAAAUUCCGGCAUCUGAUGUGCCUGGCCCUGUAAGAGUUAUAGUGCAAUCGAAUGGAAUAUUUUGUGGAGAGACUUAUUUCUCAUAUUACGAUCCUCUUCGUAAAGUACUGAGUCAACUGGUUGUCGAUCCAAAAUCAAUGAGCGAUUUUUUCCGCCAUUGUGCUGAUAGUAUGGCUGUUAAAAUGGGGAGAACUGAAAGACAAGAUUCACCGCAACCUUCGGCAGGAUCUUCACAACCGAACCAAGUGUCACGCUUGUUGGUUAAUACAGCAGCAAAAUCUGAUGUCCGACAGUUGGUUAAAAUGUUCUUCAACUCCCCUGCAGGAAGGGCAGUCUUUUUAGCCCACAAAGAAGAAAAGAUAUUGCCCGAGUCUGUGACCAAUUACAUCUUGGAAAUAUGCAAAAGAUUCUCUGAAGAAAUUAAGGCCAAUCAAGAGUUCUCCCAAACAGUCAAUCGGUUAGAACCUGUGAAAGCUGCUGAGGAAGAAGAAGGACGACUUCACGGCUAUUUAGGCGAUGUUGAUACAUCGUCUGACUCUGAAACUUCUGAUUCUGAUACCGAAGACAAGCCCCGAACGGCUUUCAACAAAGAUUUCGCUGAAAACUACCCAUUAGCGGUGGUUUACGACCCUAUUGGCAUUGAGCAAAACAAACAAACAAAGGAAGGAAGUGAAUUAUACCUUCUCAAAACCGGCUUGGACUUUUUAGGUGGUCAAGACCUUGACAGUCCGGAACCUGAGCCACGAUUCAGUGCACAGGAAAGAGGUAGGAAUGGUUUACUUGAAGUGAAUAAUCAGCAACCAGAUCCGCUGUUGGGUGAGAGAAACAUGAACUUUGAUCAGAAUUCAAUGGCUGACAAGAACAGGCGUGCUGAAGAAAUAAGCGAAGACGAAACAAGCGAUACAGGUGCAGUUCCUCUAUGAAAAUGAAACAGAUUAGAUUGUCAAUUCAAAAAACUUGUCAGUAACCUGCCAAGUGAAGAAAGUUUACGUGGUAAAUAGUUAAGCUUUGGAAAAUAUAACUUGGAAACAUUGUGAAAGCUCAUUCUCGCUCUUAAGAGCGACCUGAACGAAAGAGAGGAGAAAACUGGUAACAAGGCUUCUUGCGCUGACAAGUUCGACACCAGCUCUUCCUGAGAAGGAUGAAGCACUUCAAGUCUUCGGGAGGCUUGAUGCUCUCCACCAACACUGAGCUCGGGGAGGAUUUAAUUGAGCGCCAUUGAACGAAUUAAAAUGUUCAGAUAUUAAAUUAUUUGUAUCGAA
This is a messenger RNA of Stylophora pistillata, 3130 nucleotides long. RefSeq lists its product as uncharacterized. NCBI's taxonomy places the organism in Eukaryota, Metazoa, Cnidaria, Anthozoa, Scleractinia, Pocilloporidae. The record is from RefSeq and is a predicted model, not a curated record.